AUGAAGGACUUGAUGUCUAGUAAGAUUGACUUUCAAUACUUGGCCACGGUUACACUGACUCAGAUAUGUAGUGCUAUGACAAGACCCAUAGCUGAGAAGCUAUUUGACCCAGGGGGUUUCAAAAUCCCAUGCACAAUAGGCAACUAUGCGUUUGCUAAGGCACUUUAUGAUUUGGGGGCAACCAUAAACUUGAUGCCCCUGGCUAUCUACAAAAGGUUAGGCAUUGGAAGAGCUAGACCCACGUCCAUGUUACUACAGCUAGCUGACUGGACAGUGAAGAGGCCCUCUGGUAUCCUUGAUGAUGUAUUAGUACAGGUUGGGAAACCUGUGUUCCCAGCAGAUUUUUGUCAUUCUUGA
Molecule: messenger RNA, 357 nt
Organism: Nicotiana attenuata
Lineage: Eukaryota; Viridiplantae; Streptophyta; Magnoliopsida; Solanales; Solanaceae
Exons: 1
Coding region: 1-357 (118 amino acids)
Source: RefSeq, a predicted model, not a curated record